Messenger RNA from Haliotis rufescens (red abalone), 1066 nucleotides. RefSeq names its product N-acetyltransferase 9-like protein. The transcript has 7 exons. Gene Ontology annotation, biological process: protein acetylation. The coding region runs from base 141 to 761 and encodes 206 amino acids. NCBI's taxonomy places the organism in Eukaryota, Metazoa, Mollusca, Gastropoda, Lepetellida, Haliotidae. Gene Ontology annotation, molecular function: N-acetyltransferase activity. The record is from RefSeq and is a predicted model, not a curated record.
GACCAAUCUUCCCACGUGUGUUUGUUUACAGUGAGAACGGAGAACGACGUCUCCUCAGUAAAAUCGGAGAUCAGAGCAGUGUCUAAAAGAAUUGAUGGCACGUUUUGGUCAUUAGGGAGAUAAUUGUUACGAUUUCAGACAUGAGAAUCAAUGAAAACACGUUUUUGUUUGGAUGCAAAGUUGUGUUAGUUCCUUACGAAAGACACCAUGUUCCAGAAUAUCACAAAUGGAUGCAGUCUGAAGAGCUCCAGGAGUUGACGGCGUCGGAACCCCUCAGUCUGGAGGAAGAGUAUGCCAUGCAGGAGGCGUGGCGCCAAGACCAGGACAAAUGUACAUUCAUCAUCUUGGAUGCAGAUCUGUACCAGAAAUCUGGUGAACCCACCCAGUAUGGUAGAGAAAAAGAAGCGAUGGUUGGGGAUGUGAAUCUGUUCUUCAACGAACAAGGAGAGAAACAUGUCGCUGAGAUAGAGAUCAUGAUAGCAGAAUCGUCCGCGCGAGGGAGAGGGCUCGGGAAGGAAGCACUCCUGUCUAUGAUGAGAUAUGGCAUCGAAGCUCUGGGAUUGACAAAAAUAACAGCCAAAAUUGGCUUCUCAAAUGCUCCAAGUCUUGCAAUGUUCAACAAGUUAGGCUUUGUGGAGGUCUCGCGGAGUGAUAUGUUUAAAGAAGUCACCCUAGAGAUGGUUGUUGAUGACCAGGCCAAAGCUUUGAUCCAGACCGGCACUGCAGGCUACACACUACAGGAGAAACCAGGUCCCAGCUGACCCGAGUCAGUCUCACUCCCAUCUCACGGGGUGAUAGAGGGGCCAAGUGGUUAAAGCGUUGUUUUGUCUGGCCUCAAUUUCUUUCAUGGCUGCUGUAUGUGAAGUCUCCUACUGUGAUUUGACUACAGCUAAAAGCGGUGUAAAACCUAGGUUAACUGCCAUUAUGACUAGUCCCAUUAGGGGAGACCGCCUCCGUGGUCCAGUGGUAGAGCGUCCACCCGGAGAGAGGAAGGUCCGGAGUUCGAUCCCCGGCCGCGACGUUAAAAGAUGGUACUUGUUGUUACCCUGUCUGGCGCUCGGCAUUA